This is a messenger RNA of Scomber japonicus (chub mackerel), 3673 nucleotides long. It is a transcript of the gene hlcs, whose product is annotated as holocarboxylase synthetase (biotin-(proprionyl-CoA-carboxylase (ATP-hydrolysing)) ligase). NCBI's taxonomy places the organism in Eukaryota, Metazoa, Chordata, Actinopteri, Scombriformes, Scombridae. Gene Ontology annotation, biological process: protein modification process. Bases 110 to 2893 code for a protein of 927 amino acids. Gene Ontology annotation, cellular component: cytoplasm. The record is from RefSeq and is a predicted model, not a curated record. The transcript has 11 exons. Gene Ontology annotation, molecular function: biotin--[biotin carboxyl-carrier protein] ligase activity.
ACUAGUUAGCUUGAGCUUGUUCAGCUAAGUCCGAUAGCAAUGGUGUGUCCGCUGUGAAAAAUGUAGAGAAGAGCAGCAACGAUGCCCUCCUUCGUGUAGGCUGGUUAAAAUGUUAAUAACAUUGUGCUACGUCUACAUGUGGGUACGCUUCCAUAAGUGCUACUCUGUGCUGAUCCGGAACAGUCUGUCCAGACUGAACAGUAGCAGCCGCAGCAGUCUUAGUUUCAGCCGCCUCUGCUCGGCUUCAACGCCAGCUACAACACCGCAGACUGGACACCACAGGAGCAGGCAGCAGCACAGACCGCCGCCAUCCGAGGACACCGUCUUCCUCCAGCUGGGAGACAAGUCCGUCCAUGUCACGGAGCCUCAGGCAUGUGAUGACCUCAGCAAAUGGACUGUGUUAUUGGGGUCCUCUAUGGUUUGUGGUCCAGGAAUAGAGAAUAUUUCAUUCAUCAUAGAAGCUACAGGACACAGAGUGGGCUACCCAUCUUCUCACACAUCAAACAAGAAAGUGCUGAAGUGGUCUGACUGCUGUCUUCCUCUGGCAUGUAGUCCUGGGCAGCCAUUCAGGGCAGUGGCUCAGGCCAGUGUGGAUAACUUCAGUCGGCUGGGUGUGGCUUUUAUAGAGGAUCGCCUUCAGCUGGACAAUGGACUUAUGCCUUCAAAGAUAAUCCCUGUCCUGCUCCAAGAAUCCAUUCUGUGUGAGCUGUUGGAGAAGCAGCGUCCACCGAGCCCAACAAUUGUGACAUCAGCACAGCUUUGCAGCCCCAUGGCUGAAAAGCCUUUGGCUUGUCGCCUGUCAGCUGACCAUCAGCUCCUUCUGUCCAAGAAAGACAGCCUUUUUCUCAUCCCAGAGGCAAAGCGGAGGUUAGAAGAGCGACGAGGGUCAGAGCCACUCUGUAGGACCCAGGAUCUGGGAUCUGUUGGUGACUCAAAAGACCAUUCCUUGGGGAAUCAUCACCAUAUGGAGGGCCAUGGACAUAACCUCCAUCUGUCUAGCUGCCAUGAAUGUUUGGAGCUGGAGAAAAGCACCAUCCUUUCUGUCAAAUAUGCCUCAGCUGAGAACAUUACAGACCUUCCUGAUGAUAACUCAGUAGGGCUGGACAGUGGGGAUGAGAUUCUGGAUGAAUUUCAGCAUGAUGCCAAUGGUUUUUUUGAUCAAAGCAAUGGAUUUCAAUGUAAUUGCAAACCGCCAAAUAUUCUGGUGUACACGGGUGGUUGCCAGGAGCGUUUUCAGGCAGUUCAUCAGGUUUUAUCGGAGUGUAUAAACAUGGAAAACUACAUAAUAUACCACCUUCUACCACAGCAGGUUCUGAGUGAUCCUUGGCUGGACAACACCAAGCUCUUGGUACUGGCAGAGGGGCAAGCCCUGACACCCCAACUUCAGACCUGCUUUCUCAACUUCCUUGGCCAGGGUGGCAGGGUUCUGGGGAUAGCCUCCACCCUGUGCCCAGCAGGCCUCUCUAUGGAAGUCAGGGAGAGACAACGUGGGCAGAUCUGUAGGCUCAGCUUUACUAGGGAAGACAGCACAGAGCUGGAUUUAAGCGUGUUGGCAAGUGGGAAGGUCUAUGUCAGAGAUAUUCAAGGAGGAGGAGAGGUUGAGCUCUGGGGUGAGUUGAAAGGGGACGGUCCUCAUCAGAGGGAUAUGGUUAUCGUCAGGGUAACCCAUGGAGAGGAUGGCGGAGAAGCAGUUGUCUGUCAGGUCCACCUGGAAAUUGCUCCUGACUCCCAGAAUUUGUCAUUAGAAGGUUUUGAUGAAUUAAAGGCCAGCAAUGCACUGCGUUAUGAAGUCUUGACAGAGAUCCUUACCUCUCUUGGCCUCAGUUGUGAAAUAAACCAGAGUCCAGAACCAAGUCCAGUCCACCUGCUGGCCACUUCUCAGGAGGCUAAGACCACCUUCCUGAACUGGCUGCAGACACUUGCAGAUGAAAAUGGCCUCCUCGUGUUGUCCAAAACCUUCCUCAGGGUGGUGUCCUAUUGUGAGCUCCAGAAUGGUCCUUUGCUGCCUGAAAGCUCUCUAGUCCUGGUCACUGACUCUGAAGAAUCCCAAAGGUGGGAGCUGUUCAAUAUGGAGACCUACAGCAGUAACUUGAAGACCAGAGUACUGGGGCGCACUUUGCUGUAUGCUGACGUUGUUACAUCUACCAUGGACCUGUUGGAAGGACUUACUCUGCACUUACCAAAGGAUGUGGGUUUAAUAGCUAUAGCUGCUCGACAAAGCAAGGGCAGAGGUCGGGGUAGGAAUGCCUGGCUCAGUCCCUUGGGUUGUGCCAUGUUUACGCUGAGUGUCGAGGUGGACCUGAGCUCCAGGCUCGGACAGAGGAUACCCUUCCUGCAACAUCUGGCUGCUCUGGCUGUGGUUGAGGCUGUUCGGACACUUCCUGGAUACCAGGACCUAGACCUGAGGGUAAAGUGGCCCAAUGACAUCUACUACAGUAAGCUGAUGAAGCUCGGGGGAGUGCUGGUGACUUCCACUGUAAUAGGAUCGACCUUUCAUCUGCUCAUAGGUUGUGGGUUCAAUGUGACUAACAGCAACCCAACAUUGUGCAUCAAUGACCUAAUCCGGCAGUACAACAUACAACACAACUGCAACCUGCAACCACUAAGCUGUGCCCAGCUCAUUGCUCGGACAGUUAGUUGUCUGGAGGCCCUCAUCAGCAGCUUCCAACAAGGAGGCCCUGAAUCCAUCCUGCCCACCUACUACAAGAGAUGGCUUCACAGUGGGACUCAUGUGCGUCUCUGGAGUGAGGAUGGACCAGAGGCUGAAGUGGUGGGACUGGACCCCAAUGGCUUCCUCCAAGUACACAGCAAGGAGCAGGGUUUGGUUUCGAUGGAGCCUGACGGAAACUCCUUUGACAUGAUGAAGAACCUGGUUGUCGUCAAGCAACAUUAGCACCAAAUUCAACAAAAUAUGUAAUCUCUUCCAGUACAUUGAACAAAUGACAGAAUCAUUCAAUAUGACAAAGAACUAUAUGGCACUAUAUAAAUGUAUCCUUGUUUUAAAAUUGAUAAUGCAUCAUUAAUUCCCCUUUCAGACUGACCCUGUGACACUGGUUAAACCCAUAUCAAGGUUCUAUUGGUAUGGACCAACCCGUGUCAGGAGGGACGGCAGUCAUAGGGUCCCUGGCUUUGAUGACCUGGUGUAAAUGUAAAUAAAUGUAAUGAUGCCACUUUUAAAUGCCAUUUAAUCAUUUACCUUUUAUCUGGUAAUUAUUUGAUGCAAUUCUCAGGGUUAUCAGUAAAGUUUAUGUACUACACAACACACUGGAGUAUCUGCGAACAGUAGCAGAAGCAGGGUGACAACUGUCUCAUCAAUGGGUCCAAUGUGGUUCAAAUGUGCAUUAAUUAGACCUGCACUCAAUGCAUGGUUGCUGUGAAAGUGGUAUAAAUAUCCCAUUUGAAAUGGGAUAAUUUGCUAGCUUAUCCUUAUGUUACCCUGACAUAUGUUUAGGUCACUAGUAGAUCCAGCCCUGUCCCUUAAUAAAAGCUUCAACAUCAGUUUGAUUAUGAGCUACAGGUUUUGGACCCGAAAUGCAAACAAUUAUUUAACAACUUGCACUUUCUGGAAACAAUAAAUGUUGUACCUUUUGUUCUAAACAUCUAAUCUAAUUUCAUUGUUACAUGAGCACAAUGAAGUGAUCAUUGAAGCUUAAUUUUAGCAAAAUAAAGAUUU